Erigeron canadensis is the source of this 3480-nucleotide messenger RNA. Its product is annotated as ribonuclease TUDOR 1-like. Gene Ontology annotation, cellular component: cytosol; RISC complex; nucleus. NCBI's taxonomy places the organism in Eukaryota, Viridiplantae, Streptophyta, Magnoliopsida, Asterales, Asteraceae. The record is from RefSeq and is a predicted model, not a curated record. Bases 220 to 3171 code for a protein of 983 amino acids. Gene Ontology annotation, molecular function: nuclease activity; RNA binding. Gene Ontology annotation, biological process: regulatory ncRNA-mediated gene silencing; mRNA catabolic process. The transcript is spliced from 17 exons.
GUCACCAAAUUUCCUCCGCCGGCCCAACUAUAACUUACCACAGUGAAUCACAUUUGAAAAAUUCAAAAAACUCAAAAUUAAUAAAGUUCUCACAAAAUUAGCGUUAAUUAUGUGUGAAUUUUGUUAAUUAAUCAUUUAAAUUUGAUUUAAGGAUUGGAUUGAUUUACGUUUUUUGUGUUUGAUUUGGCUGAUUGAUCAAUCUACAGCAGAUCUUAAGUGAUGGCUCAACCAGCUGGAAAUUCGGGAUGGCUAAAAGGAAGAGUCAAAGCUGUUACUUCUGGUGAUACUUUGGUGAUUAUGGGAUUGACCAAAGCUGAAAUCCCGCCUGAGAAGACUGUCGUUUUGGCUCAUCUUUCGGCUCCAAGAUUGGCUCGUAGAGGCGGGCAGGAUGAUCCAUUUGCAUGGAAUAGCAGAGAAUUUUUAAGGAAGUUGUGUAUUGGAAAGGAUGUCGUUUUUAGAACUGAAUAUACCAUUCCAAAUUUCUCUAGAGAAUUCUGCAGUGUUUUCAUUGGUACUACCAAUGUUGGAAGCGAGGUUGUCACUCAUGGCUGGGUCAAGGUUAAAGAGGGUAAAGGAGAGGUGACUCCUGAGCACACUGAACUGCUACGACUGGAAGAACAAGCCAGACAACAGGGCAUUGGUCUAUGGGACAGGUCUCCGGGUUCUACUGAGGCAUCUAUUAGAAACCUUCCCCCAUCUGCUGUUGGUGAUCCUAGUAAUCUGGAUGCUAUGAGCCUCUUAGCCUCAAACAAAGGCAAACCCAUGGAAGCUAUUGUAGAGCAAGUUCGUGAUGGGAGCUCACUGCGUGUUUAUCUGCUUCCUGAGUUUCAGUUUGUCCAAGUAUUUGUUGCUGGAAUCCAGGCACCAUCGAUGGGGAGAAGGAUGACACAAGAACCUACUAUAGCUGCUGAACUACCAUCCGAUGAACCAAAUGGAGAGACUAAUGCCGAGUCUCGUGGCCCGUUAACAUCAGCCCAGAGAAUUGCUGCCUCAUCAACGUUCAAUGAAGUUUCCCCUGAUGCAUUUGGGAGGGAAGCUAAACAUUUUACUGAGAUUCGUGUACUAAACAGAGAUGUUCGCAUUGUUCUCGAGGGUGUUGACAAGUUUAGCAAUCUGAUUGGUUCCGUGUAUUACUCGGAUGGUAAAUCAGCUAAGGAUUUAGCAAUGGAGCUUAUUGAAAAUGGAUAUGCAAAAUAUGUCGAGUGGAGUGCAAGUAUGAUGGAAGAUGAAGCCAGGAGGAAGUUGAAAGCAGCAGAACUUCAAGCCAAGAAGUUGAAGUUGAGGCUUUGGACAAACUAUGUACCUCCAGCUACUAAUUCAAUGGCAAUUUCAGACAAUUUCACUGGAAAGGUAGUUGAAGUUGUUAGUGGGGACUGCGUUGUUGUUGCCGAUGAUUCUCUGCCAUUUGGCAGUCCUGCAGCUGAGAGACGAGUCAAUCUUUCUAGUAUCAGGUGUCCCAAGUUGGGAAAUCCACGAAGAGAGGAGAAACCCGCUCCUUAUGCCCGUGAAGCAAGGGAGUUUCUGAGAACAAGAUUGAUUGGCCGUCAAGUUCAAGUAUCAAUGGAAUACUCAAGGAAGGUCCCUGUUGCCGAUGGAUCUGCUGCUCCAGCUGGGCCAGCAGAUUCAAGGGUGAUGGGAUUUGGAUCAGUCUUCCUAUUGUCUCAAGGGAAGGAAGGUGAAGACGUCUCCUCUACUGUUCCCCCUACCGCUGUUAACCAGCAGCCUGGCGUGAAUGUUGCUGAGCUCAUCAUUGCUCGUGGGUUUGGUACCGUCAUUAGACAUAGAGACUUUGAGGAAAGAUCAAAUCACUAUGAGAAUCUUCUUGCAGCUGAAUCACGUGCUACUACAGGGAGGAAAGGGAUUCAUUCUGCUAAAGAUCCUCCGAGUAUGCAUGUCACAGAUCUCUUGACGGCAUCAGCCAAGAAAGCCAAAGAUUUCCUUCCAUUUUUGCAACGUAACAGGAGGAUGACAGCUGUUGUUGAAUAUGUUCUUAGUGGUCACAGAUUCAAGCUAUUUGUUCCAAAAGAAACAUGCAGCAUUCCUUUCUCAAUUUCUGGUGUCAGAUGCCCAGGACGUGACGAGCCUUACUCCAAUGAAGCAAUUUCACUUAUGAGGCGAAAGAUAAUGCAGAGGGAUGUGGAGAUUGAAGUAGAAACAGUUGAUAGAACCGGGACCUUCAUCGGAUCUUUGUGGGAAUCAAAAACUAAUGUGGGGAUCACACUUCUAGAAUCUGGCCUUGCAAGGCUCCAAACUGGGUUCGGUGCUGAUAGGAUUCCAGAUGCUCACCUUCUUGCUCAGGCUGAGCAGUCUGCGAAGAAGCAGAAGUUAAAGAUAUGGGAAAACUAUGUUGAAGGAGAGGAAGUUACCAACGGUGCAACUCCUGAUAAGAAACAGAAAGAAGAGUUUAAGGCGGUGGUUACUGAAGUCCUUAGUGGGGGCAAGUUUUAUGUCCAGGCUGUUGCAGAUCAGAAAGUUUCUUCCAUCCAGCAGCAACUUGCUUCUUUAAACAUCAAAGAAGCACCUGUGAUUGGUGCAUUUAAUCCAAAGAAGGGCGAUAUCGUCCUUGCACAGUUUAGUGCAGAUAACUCAUGGAACCGAGCCAUGGUUGUAAGUGGUCCACGUGGUGCAGUCCAAUCAACUAAAGACAAAUUUGAAGUGUUUUACAUUGAUUAUGGAAAUCAAGAAGCUGUUACUUACAACCAGCUGCGUCCUUUAGAUGCAACAGUAUCAUCUGCACCUGGGUUGGCUCAACUUUGCCAACUUGCUUACUUAAAGGUACCCACUUUGGAGGAGGAUUAUGGACAGGAAGCAGCCAUGCAUUUAAGUGAAUGCACACUUAAUGGGAAAGAAUUCAAGGCAGUAAUUGAAGAGAGGGAUACUUCUGGAGGAAAAGUUAAAGGUCAAGGUACUGGAACUAUUCUCCUUGUAACGUUGAUUGACGAGGAGUCUGAUACCAGUAUCAAUUCCAUUAUGCUGAAGGGAGGACUAGCAAGAUUGGAGAAAAGGAGGAGAUGGGAGCCUAAAGACAGACAAAUAGCGCUGGAUGAGUUAGAAAAGUAUCAGGCAGAAGCACGUACCGCGAGGUUGGGGAUGUGGGAGUACGGUGAUAUCCAGUCCGAUGAUGAAGAGAACCCACUACCUGCUAAAAAAACUGGUGCUGGAAAGCGUUGAAAAAACUGAAACUUGUUGCAGUUCAAUAGUGUUUACAAAGGCUACCAAAUUCCUUUGUUUAAGGGAGAUAUGAUCUGCUGCCAAGCAAUAGAAAGUUGAUGUUUUCGUUUUUUGAGUUUUACCUUUGCGCGUUUUUUUAAAAACAUAAUUUUGUUUGAUAGAGGACAAUUUUGUUUUGCAACCUUUUUCUUCUUUUAUUAGUUAAUUUAUAGACUUUCAAUAAGGCGAGCGUUAAUGUUUAGGACAAGAGUUUAACAGAGAUCAUAAGCCAAUGUUGUUUGUGAUAUAAGUUAUAUUUUUUGUGUUCAA